Messenger RNA from Tauraco erythrolophus (red-crested turaco), 557 nucleotides. NCBI's taxonomy places the organism in Eukaryota, Metazoa, Chordata, Aves, Musophagiformes, Musophagidae. The record is from RefSeq and is a predicted model, not a curated record.
AGUCCCACUUCAGUUAAUCUGCUGGAAGAUGUACGGACGCUGUUUGUCAGUGGCCUUCCUGUGGAUAUCAAGCCCCGAGAGCUCUACCUACUCUUCCGACCGUUCAAGGGUUAUGAAGGGUCACUGAUCAAGCUAACUUCAAAGCAGCCAGUUGGUUUUGUGACCUUUGACAGCCGGGCUGGCGCUGAAGCAGCAAAGAACGCCUUGAACGGCAUCCGCUUCGACCCAGAGAACCCCCAGACCUUGCGGUUAGAGUUUGCUAAAGCCAACACAAAGAUGGCCAAGAGCAAGCUGAUGGCCACGCCAAACCCCACCAAUAUCCACCCCGCCUUGGGCGCACACUUCAUUGCACGGGACCCCUAUGACCUGACUGGAGCGGCUCUGAUUCCAGCGUCCCCGGAAGCGUGGGCUCCCUACCCACUCUACACCACGGAGCUCACCCCUGCCAUCCCCCAUGCCGCCUUCACGUACCCGGCGGCUGCCGCCGCGGCCGCCGCCCUUCUUUUUCCCCGCGUCCCGUGCCCGGAGCCGGACUCUCCUCGCUCCCGCUGCCCCCG